Physcomitrium patens is the source of this 2504-nucleotide messenger RNA. RefSeq lists its product as uncharacterized. Gene Ontology annotation, molecular function: protein binding. Gene Ontology annotation, cellular component: cytoplasm. Lineage: Eukaryota; Viridiplantae; Streptophyta; Bryopsida; Funariales; Funariaceae. The record is from RefSeq and is a predicted model, not a curated record.
UGCACCAGUCACUCACAGUCGCCGGUCAGACUCCUAGAAGACCCGUCUGGUCACUUAUUCCUUUCCGCAAUCAGAUGGGUUUUAAAAAUCUUUCUGCCGCCCUGUAAUGGGUUCUGUGUGCAACGAUCAGAGCACUGUAGACUGUUACCGUUUCAUCAAGAGCCCUCCGAGGACCACUAGCCUUCUGCACAAGUGACUGUUGGUGUGGUUGCCAUUUGUGCGGCCGUUUGGUGCUGACACCUACACUCAGUAGCACUGUACUUUACCCAUCGUAUGUGUAAGGAACUGUCGCGCAGAAUUCGUUGGCAUAGAUUCGCAGCAUUGUGUGUUACCGUUUGUUGCUGGGACUGACAUGGACUGUGAAGCACUGUUUGGGUGAAAGAUAGGUCAAGUGGGCACUCCGUUGUGCUGUACAUGAAUGUGAAGGAAGCAAACGAGGGAGUGAAGCAGAGGUUGCUGUGGUCGUCUUCGUCUUUAGUAGCUGAAAGCUGGCGCAUCUUCUGGUGUACGCAGUGACUUCGAUUUUCUUCAUGUGUCGAUGCUGAGUUGGUGGAGCGGACAUGCAUGCGCCUGCCCAGGAUUUACUUGUUGGACGAGCAGCACUGAUGUUUGGUGAUUGCACGGAUUUGUUGUCCAGACCUUCGUUGAUGACUAUUAUGAAUGUCUUGUAUCUUCACUGCACCUGGUUAUCAGUCUGAGGCGGAGAACAGGCCUGAGUGUAAGGAUCUAUUCGCGAGAGCGAUUAAACCCACCUCACAAACAAAAAUGGUUGAGAGUAUGCUAGGAUUUCUUGUGAGAUAGAGUGAAGGUAUUGGUCAUUGCAGUGUCCCGCUGCACCUGUGCACAGCUUCCUGUUACAGAGACCUUUAGGGAGUACUUUGAGAUAAGAGCUAUUGUAUUUCUGUUGCGGCGAUUGGUGACGCGGUUAAGAAUGACGCGCAAGGUGGAGACACAGUUGAAACCUGUGCUGUCAAUGCUCGGCUCUCGCCCUGGAGCGGAAGCCGUCGAGGUAGCUAUGCAGACGCUGUUUCGCAUCGAAACGAAGCUCUCCGUUGAUGUAGCGGAAGAGCUCCUGGAUUCGAAGAAGAAUGUGCACCAAGAAGCAGCUGAGAAAGAGAAGCUCCCCUACCUUGCCGUGAUUCAGUUGGAAAUGCUUCAUCAAUUCCACGAGGAUAUGUUGCAGCAAUCAACCAAGGCUCCAACCUCCCCGACAGAUUCUGAAACUUGUGGCGAAGCAGUUGAAUUAGAAAAAUUGUUCGCAGAAACCCCCGGCAAGACUUUGGAGCACUUCGACUUUAGCGGCAAGGCCUUGAAGAGCUUCCCCCGAUCAUGGACGGCUAUGUCUAGUCUCAUUUCGCUGAACCUUUCCAACAACCAGUUGGAGGCGUUGCCGAGUGAUGUAGGUGGUCUUGUAAAUCUCGUGGAGCUCAAUGUGCAUUCCAACCAACUGAAGAGCCUACCAGAUAGCAUCGGAAACCUCUCGAAGCUCACAAUUCUCAACGUAUCAGGGAAUCAACUGAAAACUCUUCCGAUGAGCUUAAGCAAAUGCAGUAAGAUGUUGGAAUUGAACGCUCAUUUCAACCAACUGGAAAUCUGGCUCCCCGUCUUCGGCUGGAAAUUGGCUAUGCUGCGGAAGCUGGAGCUUCAAUUCAACAAUCUUGUAACACUGCCGGAAUCGUUCGGUUACCUCAGCGGAUUAGAACAUCUGGACCUCAGCAAUAAUCGUCUUUGCUGUCUUCCGACCUCCGUCGGACUUCUAUCUCAUCUCAAAACCCUAGACCUGAGCAGGAACUUCAACAAUCUCUGCAAUCUGCCUCAUUCUCUCGGUAACCUCACAUGUCUGUCAACGUUGGAUCUCAGCUUCAACCAAAUCCGUGUGCUGCCCUCGUCACUCGGCAAACUCCAAAAUCUCAAGAAUCUCGUACUUGACCAAAACCCGCUCACUGUACCACCGAAACAGGUAAUUGAGCACAGCCAGGAAGCUGUAAUGGCCUACCUGCUUGAUCUUUACGAAAAUGGCGCCAAAAUCAAGCAAUCAAACACGAGACAAAAGGGGAAUAAGUUGAGCACGAGGUCGCCGGUGAGAUCAUCUCCCGCUUGUUUGAUGAUUCCUGCUAGCCCUCGCUAUGAUCACGCCGGUGGAUGGGUUCCUGUCAGGGCAGGCAACACAAGGAUGCGGACUUUCUUAGGUCAAUGGAUGUGUUGGAGAGGGAUGGGUGGCAGCUCAAUGCGGUGGCAAGAAUACAAUUCAGAUGACGAAGAGUGACAGUAACCUAUUCAUCUCCAUUUCCACUCUCUUGUACUUUACACCGGUAACACAUUGUAACACUGAUGUCUUGCAAUUGGUCGAACGAGCAUCUCGUUCGUCGACUUCAGCAUGGUUUGUGGACACUACUGCUGGACUUUAGUUGAGCUGUUGUAGUUACAUCUACAGAGUGUAUUACGACUUGCUUGACCUCCAGAUUUGUUGAAAUUCAAAUGAAUUCAUGUAAUACGUGAACAGA